Messenger RNA from Desarmillaria tabescens, 1179 nucleotides. RefSeq lists its product as uncharacterized. The record is from RefSeq and is a predicted model, not a curated record. Gene Ontology annotation, cellular component: TRC complex. Gene Ontology annotation, biological process: post-translational protein targeting to endoplasmic reticulum membrane. The transcript is spliced from 7 exons. Bases 372 to 1058 code for a protein of 228 amino acids. Lineage: Eukaryota; Fungi; Basidiomycota; Agaricomycetes; Agaricales; Physalacriaceae.
CAGCUAGAACAUACUUGAGUGCUGGCUGCAACAAGUCUCUGAGCUGCUCUUGAGAUACCAGCUCGAAAAGCGAAGGCUUGAGAGUAUCGGCUCCGACGUUAUUGAAGAACUCCAUAAGUUGCGUUGCUUGCUUGGGGUCAACCCGCGUCCUUCAUCGUUGGAAGACGCGUGUCACGACUCGGCUCCCUGCUACAUACUGUAUUUGUCACAUAUAUAAAAGCCUAUUGUAGCGAGAUUGAAUUCAUCAAGCAAUAAUACGAUAUCUUAUCCUACAUGAUUCUACAGCAAGGCCUGACUCAGGCCGGGUUCUUGGCGCAGCACUCAGGGAUCAACAUCGGCUUCAUUGCAAGAAUACGUUUCCAGCGCCAUCCAUGUUCACCGGAUUCCAUUCCAUGACUCAAACAGACGCCGAGCUAGCUAAUCUGUCGCUGCAUGAAGAGCGCGACUAUCGAUUCACGUCCUUUUCUGCAUCCGAUGCUGUAACUCUGGGCUUGUCGAUUCGAAAAAGAUUCCGCGGCUCUUCGCGCCAUGUCAAGGGCAAGGGUCUGGUGAUAUCUAUUCAAACUAUUGCGGGGCAUACCCUUUUCUCUUGUACAGUCGGCGAUCUGGGCCACCCUGACGGCGUAGGCGAUGUCAGUCUAGACAGCUGGGCCUGUUUGGAGGGGAUGAUUAGCGUCGUUCGCAGGACAGGACACUCGAGCUUCUAUGUUGAGAAAUCGAUGAGUGCAAUGGGGAAGACACCCAAGCAGAUGGGUAUUCAGGGAGAUUUUCGUGUAAACGGAGGAGCGUUUCCUAUAUGGUUGCAGAAUGCACCUUGUUGUCCUAUUGGCGUAGUUGCCUGUUACUCUGGCUCUUCACAAGAAGACCAUAUCUUGGUCGUGCACACCGUCCGCGAUUAUUUGGCCAAGCUCAUGAGGCCAGCCGGUACCGGGACACCAGGACCAGAAUCGAUCCCUUCAAUGGUCAACGUUCCACCUCCCAACCGCGAGAGCACUGAAUGGGACCAUGCAACCACUGACUAUGGACCCUCAGAAGCACCUUACCCGUCGCAUACUUAAGCUAUCAGUUGGAUACAAGUUGACUCAUUGGCAGGAUGAUUACAUCUUGGCGACAUCAUCAAGCCGGACUACUUCGAAAGGGAACGGAAUGGAUUGUAUAUAUGAGAGAUACAUAGGAUUU